Molecule: messenger RNA, 2790 nt
Organism: Sporothrix brasiliensis 5110
Lineage: Eukaryota; Fungi; Ascomycota; Sordariomycetes; Ophiostomatales; Ophiostomataceae
Exons: 2
Coding region: 1-2790 (929 amino acids)
Biological process (GO): regulation of DNA-templated transcription; DNA-templated transcription
Cellular component (GO): nucleus
Molecular function (GO): DNA binding; DNA-binding transcription factor activity, RNA polymerase II-specific; zinc ion binding
Source: RefSeq, a predicted model, not a curated record
AUGGAGUCGGUCAGCUGCAUUAUCUGCCGAAGGCGGAAGAUCAAGUGCGACCGGCGACCCAUAACGUGUGCCAAUUGCGCCAAGUUUGGUGCCCCUUGCAGCUACCGCGAGGCUCCUUCCGCCUCUGCCACCGCGACUUCCGCUUCCGAACCGGGUCUCGGUGUUCAUCACAACCAACGUGGCGGCGCCCUCUCAUCCACAGCCACAACGACCCAGGCCGGCCUGCAGCGGCGACGGAUUCUGCGCUCGUGCACGGCAUGCAAGCGGGCCAAGGCCAAGUGCUCGGGCGGCACAUCGUGCGCGCGCUGCAUCCGGCGGGGCGUUGCCUGCGUGUACGAAGGCAGCCGGGCAGAUGCGUCUGUUUCAUCGACGACGACGACGACGACUCCCGCUGACCAGGUCCUACAACUGGCUCCGGCUCCAGCUCCGGCCGUUGCUCCAGAGAUUAUGUACCGAUCUGCGGCCAAUGACAGCAGCAUCGCAGGCGACCCGUCGGACACGUUUCCGUCGCCCGACUCGGCAGGCCUCGUUACGCCACUGCCAGUAACAGUUUCAUCAUCAACAUUGCCAUCACAGCCCUCGCAUCAUCCAGAAGGCGUCUCCGCCGUACCGGACUGGCUGCUUGCACCGGGACUGCCACCCAUGGACCGGCUGCGUGGCCUCCUUGCCACCUACUUUGCCCGCAUCUAUCCGCUGCGCUGCUUGGGGUUUCUGCAUAUGCCGACGUUCUUUGAGCGGCUGCGCGACCCGCAAUCGGUCUACGCCGACGAAUAUGGCCUGAUAAACGCCAUGUGUGCCUUGGCCGCGCCGUUCCACUGUGUCGACAGGGCCGGUGUGUCAACAGGAACAUCUCCAACGUCCGCGACGGCGCCCACCCGCUUCUACGAUGCUGGAAGCGGCUGGGCGGCGACGGCCAUGCAGCGCAUAUUCCACCACCUCGGCACGCCCGAUGUCGAGAGCUUGAUGACCGAAAUGCUCGUGCACGAAUAUUACCUGCGCAACGGCGAGUAUGCCAAAGCAUUUAUGCUGUCGGGCAUCGUCGCACGCCAUGUCCAGGUGCUGCAGCUGAACCUGGAGCACGACCACGACCUGCCGUCCCAGCAGCGAGCACGCAGCGCGGGUGGAGGCGGCGCCGAAACCAUAUCGUGGUCCAGCAAGGAGUGCCGGCGCCGGCUGGUGUGGUGCUGUUUCCUGCAGGACGCGUUCAUGGAGUGCGGCAUCGACCAGCUGCGCUUUGUCAACCCGGCCGACAUCCAGGUGCAGCUCCCCUGCACCGAGGAGCUGUUUGUACGCAACAAGCCCUGCGUGACCGAGAUGUUGACGCCCGGCCAGCUUCUGCCGUUUGUUGACCCGACCACAGCCGGUACCGCCGCCCACAAUCUGGACCUGCGCGCCUAUUAUAUUCGCGCCAUGGCUAUCCGCGCAAAAAUCCUCAAGUACGUCAAAAAUCUGCGUGGCGACGUGCCCUGGUCCCCGGACCCGCGCGUGAGCCGCUUCGCAAGCCUCGACCGCGAGCUGCGUGCCCUCGAGGCGUCUGUGCCCGACGAGUUGCGCAUGACACCGGAAAACACCUCCGUGUUCCGAUGGUCGGGCGGAUGGUCGGGGGCCAGCGGCUCGGGCCGCCUGGGGCUGUACUUUGGCUUGCAUAUUCUGCUGGCGCAGACGUUCAAUGACCUGUACCGCGUGGGCGUCGCCAACCUCGUGUUCCCGCACCACGCGACACAAUGGAUCCGCGCCCAUGCACCUCUCGACUUUUUGCUUCGCUGCCAUCGCAUGUGCAGCAGCAAGGCUGUUGUCAUUGCGACGCUACUCGAAGAGCUGUGGCAGACUAACCGGCUGAGUCUGGUGGAUACGCCAUACGCGAUGCACGCGCAGGUGUGUAGCAGCGUUCUGGUGAUGACCAUUAGCUCAUGGCAGGCGCUGCUGAGGAGCUCUCGGGGUCGACGAGGUGGUGUGGAUGACCGGGGCAGCUCGGCGGAUGGAUGCGACGGUGUCGAAGUCCCAGACGGCGCUGACAGUCUUGGAAACGGAAACGGAGAUUCAAAUGGCAGCAACGAUCCGCUGGUCGUCCCCGCCUUUCUCCCGGAACACCGCCGCCUUUUGCAGAGCAAUGUGACUGUCCUCGACUUUCUGCGGAGGUACAUCAAAGCCGAUCUGUACUACGAGUCGGCCAAACAGGCGCUCCGUCGGUUUGAGGAGCUCGAAGCUCGCGGCAGCAGAAGCACCAGCGGUGCGGAUGACACAGCAGGUACAGCAGCGACCAGUGCAGCAAAUGAAUCGUCGCAGUUCUCGCUCGAAUACAUCUUGAACCCACUUGGUGUCUAUCCUAUGGCGCGGAAACAGGCGCGGAACCGCCACGAGCCUGAAGCGAACGUGGCAGCCAGCGCGUCCAAGGCAGAUACGUCGACAAGUACGCAGCAUGCGCAGGAUGAAAAGAACACCAAGAUGGCACAAAAUACGCAACAGCAGCAUACACAAAAUUCACCAAACGUGCCAGGGUCCGACAAUGUACCUGGGAGCAUGAUGCCGUAUGCCUACCCACCGAGGCAACCCACGUAUGCCGGCAUGCCUCCGACGACGCUGCCGCCGGACCAGCAUGUUGUGCAGCAUGAGCAGGUGCAGCCAGCGCUGCCACCAUUGCCGGAGCAAGCAAUAGCGGGUGGGCUGGACACGGCCGAUGCCACCCAGUUUUCACUGUUCCAGAUGUGGGAUUGGGAGUCGGAGGUACCCGGCAUGGACAACAUGGGCUACCCGACAUUCCUCGACACGUUCCCGGUGGCUUCUCAUUAG